AUGACCUCUGCUCCUACAAUUCUUGCAACCUGCAAACAAACGCGUUUUCAUCUUCUAGAUGAUAACCCUUCCGCCGAGGUGGAUGUAGAAGGUCUUGGAAUCACCGUUGCCUCUCCCACACCCGAAUCUACAGAUGAUUCAUCAAAGUCCAAGCUUAAAGGGAAGUCCAAGGCCAAGGCGCAGGGCAAGGAGCUUCUUACCGAUGCGCACUUGCGGCUGAAAGCGGGUAUACGCUACGGACUUAUCGGGCGCAAUGGAACCGGAAAGUCCACCCUUCUCCGGGCAAUGGCCGAGAAGCUCAUUCCUGGCAUCACACACCCCACUCGCAUCUCUAUUCUCCAACAGAUUGAUGGCGAGUAUACUGCGGGAGGCACAGACGGACUCAGUCUUGAAAAAGGAGUUCUCGAAUCAGUCCUCAGCAGUGAUGAGGCUAGGAACCAAGCGUCCCGUACGGCGGAUUUGCUGUCCAAGAGUUUCGAAACAGAGGAUCCGAUACACCCAGUUCGAGCCAUUCGCGAAAUUCGGCACGAGCAAGCGACGAAGAAGUUAUUCCUUGCCCAAAAGAUGGCAAACCUGAAGAGCGGUACCCGGGGUCUGCAGGCAAGGAAGGAUCUCAAAGCAGCAGAGUCAAAUUUGGAGACUUCUCAGGAAAUACUCAAUCAAGAUUCAGAAAGCAUCGAUGCCGACGCUCUCCAGGCCGAUACCCAAGCUGCAAUUGAGAUGUUGGAGACUGUCCAAAGUCGACUCGAAGCUAUGAAACUAUCCGAUAUGGAGAAGGAAGCUCGUAAAAUCCUUCUCGGUCUUGGCUUCAAAGAGGACGCCCUCGAGAAGAAAGUCUCGACACUGUCCGGUGGUUGGCGAAUGCGAUGUAUGCUGGCGAGCGUCCUGCUACAGGGGCCUUCAACCGAUAUCAUGAUACUCGACGAGCCGACCAACUUCCUCGAUCUACUGGGCGUAAUCUGGCUGGAGAACUACCUCCAAGCCAUGAGCGAAACAUGCCAAACGACCAUCCUGCUUGUUUCUCACGAUAGGGAUUUCAUCAAUUCUGUUUGCGAGGAGAUUGUCAUCAUUCGUGACCAAAAGCUGAACUACUUCAAAGGGAAUCUUGCGGCCUACGAGCAAGACUUCGAAGAGCAAAAGCUCUACUGGGGCCGGAUGAAGGAGGCGCAGGAAAAGCAAGUCGCUCAUAUGGAAGCGAGCAUUCGCGACAAUAUCAAGGCUGGCAAGAAAACCAAUGACGACAAUAAGCUUCGUCAGGCCAAGUCUCGGCAAAAGAAGGUUGAUGAUCGGAUGGGGCUCCAGGUGAAUGCCAAAGGUGGUCGAUUCAAGUUGAAUCGCGAUCUGGUCGGAUAUCAUCUUUCCAGUCGUGCCGAGAUAGAAGUGCCGGAAGACGAGAGAGGAGCAUCAAUGAGCAUUCCUGAUGCGACAGAACUGCGAUUUCCAGGGCCGUUGGUUUCGAUAGAAGGGGUUACCUUCCAGUACAAGAGGAAUGAUAGGAUUAUAUUGGAGAAUAUCAAUCUAGUGAUGCAUAUCGGAGACCGUGUCGGCAUUGUGGGUUUGAAUGGCUGUGGCAAGUCUACUCUGUGGGAUACUAUGGGCAGCAUUCUGUGGAGGAGCUUCAGGAGCGGGGAAAGGGGGGACCCAUCUCUCACGGCUCUUGCGUUGUUGAUGGCGGAGGUGGAAGGGUCUUUAAAUGAGGGGACUGUGAGAGGGCUGCUCUCUUCUAUGGGUCUCCCUGGUCGGAUUGCCUCGGAUGUUCCAGUCAACAAGCUAUCCGGUGGGCAGUUGGUUCGUCUUGCCUUGGCCAGAAUCGUCUGGAAUGCACCACAGCUCCUCGUACUCGAUGAAAUCACCACCCAUCUUGAUUUUCACACGGUGACUGCACUAGCAACGGCCCUGUCUUCAUUCGAUGGGGCUAUCUUGCUUGUAUCUCACGACCGUUUCUUGAUCAGGUCCGUCAUUGAAGGGAAACGAGAUAUCGAUCAUAAAUUGGACGAGGAAUUCGAGGGGCUGGAAGAAGAGGAGACUGAAGAGUCUACCACUCGCCGCCGCUCGGUCUACGUCUUGAAAGCUGGGAAGAUGGUUGAGCAGUCGGAUGGGGUGGAGCAGUUUGAGAGGAGUUUAGUGAAGCGAGUACAAAAAAUGUUGAAUACGGGAUAG
Penicillium cosmopolitanum is the source of this 2160-nucleotide messenger RNA. Its product is annotated as ABC-F family ATP-binding cassette domain-containing protein. The record is from RefSeq and is a predicted model, not a curated record. The transcript has 8 exons. The coding region runs from base 1 to 2160 and encodes 719 amino acids. NCBI's taxonomy places the organism in Eukaryota, Fungi, Ascomycota, Eurotiomycetes, Eurotiales, Aspergillaceae. Gene Ontology annotation, molecular function: ATP hydrolysis activity; ATP binding.